This is a messenger RNA of Penicillium maclennaniae, 522 nucleotides long. RefSeq lists its product as uncharacterized. The transcript has 3 exons. Bases 1 to 522 code for a protein of 173 amino acids. The record is from RefSeq and is a predicted model, not a curated record. NCBI's taxonomy places the organism in Eukaryota, Fungi, Ascomycota, Eurotiomycetes, Eurotiales, Aspergillaceae.
AUGACUGCGCCGGAGAACGAGCCUGAGGGGCCCAUCCGGCGAGAGGCUGCUCUCACCGCUCGUGAUGCCAUUACCCAUCAGUACGCGACUUCAACCAAGAAGGAGACCAAGACACCCUCGACGAAGAAGUUCCCCAACCUCUCGCAAGACAACACUGCUCAAGCGAAGAGACGCAUUUCCAUUGUCAUCUCAGAUGCUGAAGACAAACCCCCGCGUAAACGCAUCGGUUCAACUCUUUCCACGAACACCACCAUCAACAACUGUCUGCAACCAAACCCCGGAGCUGAGCCCGUCAGCCAAGCCGAUUUCAACACCCUCCGCAGUCUCGUAGCCCGACUCUUGCACGAGUCCCACGCAGACCGAGCUGCCAACCAAGAAUUGAAAGACGAAAUCGCCACGCUCAAGCAAUUCGUUGUCACAGUCUCCACCCUUCUCGAGACUUAUGACCGUGUCAUCGAUAAGACACAGAUCAAGGCUCUUGAGGCUCAGCUCUUGUCGGAGCGUAACGAGAGUGCUAGUUAA